Schistocerca gregaria is the source of this 2049-nucleotide messenger RNA. RefSeq lists its product as uncharacterized. The record is from RefSeq and is a predicted model, not a curated record. The coding region runs from base 55 to 981 and encodes 308 amino acids. The transcript has 5 exons. NCBI's taxonomy places the organism in Eukaryota, Metazoa, Arthropoda, Insecta, Orthoptera, Acrididae.
AAAAAAGAGAUUGCUCUAUUUUUAGAGAAAGCAUGGGAUUAAAAUGAGUGAGUAAUGUGUUUACGAUUUUAUUUAGUCUCUUUCAUGUCAUCAUUUUCCAAGGACUCUGACUCUGGAGAUUCAUAUAAGAAGUUUAGUCGCCAUCGACAUUCAUUGGAUCCGAAGUAUAUUGAGUCUUUAGGGCAGAAUGAGCGAUAUACGAGCAGUAAUUAUAGACGUAGCUCAAUAGGGGUACCAUCACGUAUACAUACACAUACUUCUUUUCGACCUACGAAUAUUAGGACAGAUAUUUCUAGUUCAUACAGAUCUGAUCCUUUAGAAAAUAGAUAUAAUUAUGUAUCUGACAUAAGAAGGGCUAGCUAUAGUCCGUCGUCUUAUUCGCCCGCUUCCAAUGUAUCGAGCAGAUCGAGCAUUCCUCCUUCUUCUCGUAAUACAAAUUAUUCUUCUUCAAUUGGGAUUGGGUCUAUUUUGAGGAGUCAAAUACCAGACCGCCAAAGCGAAAGGGAACUGAAAGCCUCUCAGAGGGCCUUUCAAGCUCAAAUUCGCGAAUGGAAAAAUUUUUGGUCUUCUGUCAGCAGAUGCGAAUUGGAGCAUGAGAAACAAGCUCAAAUUGCAUGUCGAAAGCAAGAACGUUUUGAGGAGGCCUGUCGGGAUCAACUUGAGCAAUGCGAACGUGAUUGGAAUAAAAAAUUAGAAAAUGCGAAAAUUCAAGAGGCUGAACGUGAGGAAAGACGAAAUUUAGCAGCACUGAAAAAUAGAGCCAAUCUAGAACGACGACUGAAGACAUACGAGCAAAAUGCUGCUGAACGAUUGAAAUUGCUCAUUGAAAAACAUACUCUGAAUUUGGACAAACGUCUGAACAGCUUGAAAAAUGCGCGUGAGGAACAUGCAAGAUUGGAAUCAGAGUUCAAUGAUGCAGACAGAUAUUCUAGGUAUCUUGAUCUACAUUGGUAUGCUUAUCAAAUGAGAUGGGCAAAUUGAAGUUUCAAAAAUACAUUGGCAAAAUGGGGAUGGCUACGGAAAAGUUUGUUUGAAAAAAGGCGUUAUAAUUUUAUGGUUAGCGACGGCGUUUUGAUUUAAAAUAAAUUUCAAAGAACAAAAAACAUUUUCUAUUUCGAGCAAGAUAACGUCUGUUUUUAAAUUAUCAUCUCUACGCCUGGCUAAUAGAUCCAGCUAUCCUGUGUAUCCCUUCCGAAAGUCAUUCAGUUCGUGGAAAAGCAAGUUUGAGCCAUUGACAAUGAAAGUAGUUGUUGUACCGGUCAACCAAGACAACUAUGCAUAUUUGCUCAUAGACGAAAAGAAGAAGAGGGCUGCAGCAGUCGAUCCUGCAGAGCCAAAAAAAGUUUUGAAGGCAGCUGAAGAGCAUGGUUGUGAUAUUGAUUGUAUAUUGACUACUCAUCAUCAUGCAGACCAUUCUGCAGGAAACCAAGAACUUUCUGAUACCUUGCAAAACUUAUUGGUGGUAGGCGGCGAUGAUCGAGUGCCUUGCAUUAACAAAAAAAUGAAACAUGAAGAAGUUUUAGCUUGGUCGACUCUAGAGAUUCGCAGUCUAGCUACGCCUUGUCAUACAUCUGGACACAUUUGCUAUUAUGUAACAGAUCCUUCUGAUCCUGAGAGUAAACCUGUCCUGUUUACAGGUGAUACAUUAUUUAUUGGAGGAUGUGGGAGGUUUUUCGAGGGAAAUGCUUCUCAAAUGCAUCAUGCGUUGAACAAAGUUUUAUCAUCAUUACCUGAAUCGACGUUGGUUUAUUGUGGUCAUGAAUAUACUGUGUCUAAUCUUAGAUUUGCUCAGCAUAUAGAACCAGAUAAUCAAGACAUCAAAAAAAAAUUAGAAUGGGCAAAGCUGGUUUUACAACGGGUCCCUUCUGCGCAUCCCUAUACUGUUCCAUCAACUUUAGGCGAUGAAAAACGCACGAAUCCAUUCAUGCGAGUUCAUCUAAGCUCUGUCGUACAGGGGGCGGGGUUCAAGGUUGAUGCUGACGAAGUCUCUGUCAUGCAGCGAUUAAGAGAAGAAAAAAACAACUUUAAAUAAAUUUAUUCUAUUAUUUU